AUGCUAGGGGAAAAUACAUCAGCACAGACUGGCAAUAGCAGCCCACCAGAGCUCAGUGUGAAACUUCCAGAGUUGAGUGAUCUUCGCACGAUCUUUAAUCCUUGGAAAACUGUUGAACUUCCUGUUGAUGUUCUUUUAUUAACUGUGGAGGACUGUGAGUUCUUAAGCUGCUUUGCCUACCUGAAGGAACCCUUUAAUAGUUACCACAUCAGUACUGGCCCUGUGUACUUUGGGUGCAUGGGUGAUGAUCAAGGAAAGAAAAUGAAAAUUGCAUUGAUGAGGUGCUCCAAAGGUCCUGAUGUUCCUGGGGGUUCCUUGUCUGUUUCAAAAGAUGCCAUCUUGCUACUGAGACCUAAGGCUAUAUUUUCUGUUGGUGCCUGCAGUGGUUUGAACAGCAAAAAGGUCAAGUUAGGAGAUGUAGUUGUUUCAGCAAAGCUGAUAACAGCCACACACAAAACUCCCCCCAGCAGAGAUAUUGGAAACCUGAUCAAACAUGUGGCUGAUGGGUGGAAGGCACCUUUACAAAAUGCAGAUGAAUAUUAUGCCAAAGUGCAUGGUGAUGGAGUGGUUCUAAGUAUCUCAGAGGCCAACAGAGAUAAAAUUUGCCAAUUUCCUGAAGCAAUUGCAGUUGAAAUGGAAGGUGGAGGAGUGUAUGCGGCAGCCCAUGAUUUUAAGACAGAAUGGGUGGUAGUCAAGGGCAUCAAAGACUUUGCAGAUGAAACGCAGUCUUCAAGUAAGAAAUGGAAACAAAUUGCCUGUGUGAUGGCAGCAUCUGUUGUGGCCAAAAUUUUAAACAAUCCAGUCAUAUUCCAAGAUUGGCCUCACUUUAAUGCAGGUGCCAAUGAAUUAUCCUCUCAAGCCGUAAGUGCCUACACUUCAGCUUUAAAGACUUCCAUCAUAGGCCAAACGGAGUUCCAACCCAAACUGCUUGCCUCUCGCACGAUUACCAACGCGAAAACAGACGAAAUAUUCAUUAAUCUUCUCAUGCAACAUGGAAGAAAAGCCCUGAUCAAGAAUGAUUGCCAAAUCAAGAAUUAUUCAAGGAGAAAAGUGCUUGAGUACUACGGAAAAGUUAGCGGUACCCCAGUCAAGCACUCUAGUGAAAUAUUUCUUGGCGUGAUUGAUGAUCAGGAAAGUGCUAAUUCUAUUCUUGUCGUUGGAAAAGCAGGGAUUGGGAAAUCCCUGUUUUGCCAAAAGGUGAUUCGCGAUUGGGCGAACAACAAAUUACUUCAAGCACUAGAAAGCAGUGAAUUUCCCAAUUUAAAGUUUGUGUAUUUGCUCACUUUCCGUCAAUUGAAUUUGCUUGAAAAUAACUAUGUGACAUUAAGAGAAAUCUUAAAUUGUUCUUCGGUACUGGAUGACACAUGUAACAUUGAUGACUCAACAUUUGAGUACAUUGUAAAUCAUCCCAGGGAAGUAAUGAUAAUUCUCGACGGCUAUGAUGAGUAUUCUCAGAAAACCAACAUCGCUGGAAACUCGGAAGGACGGCAUCCCAAUAACGCUAGAUGUAAAAUGCCGGUGGCCGCAUUGUGUUCAAAACUCAUCAAUGGAAAAAUCUUGAAAGGGGCUAUCGUCAUGAUUACCUCGCGUCCUGAUGAAUCGGACGAGAUGGGAGGAAUCCGUUUUAAACGAUAUGUGGAAAUUGCAGGAUUUUCGUCGGAACAAGUCAAAGAAUACGUUGAGAAAUACUUCCAGAAAAACGAAAAUAUGAAGAACGCUGUUUUUAAACAUGUCAUGAACAAUGAGAACCUUGUGAGUUUUGCUCAUAUUCCUAUGCUCUGUUAUCUGUUGUGCUUUGAGAUGGAGUAUACCCUAACCGAAUCAGAAAAUCCUGAUGACCUUCCUGUCUCAACAACCGACGUUUACACCAAACUUAUUGAAAUAUUUGAACUUAAGCACUACGCCGAGUCAGAAUACAGACAGAAAGAAAUUCCUGAGCAAUUCAAGGCCCCUCCUGUCAUCAAGAACACUUUAGAUAAAUUAUCAAAGCUAGCGGCUAAACUGUUGGUUGAAAGAAAGCCAACUUUUGAUGAAAGGGAGAUGGAAGGCGAUUUUGAAGCGGAAGAAGUCAGCAAACUGAAAGGUAGCGGUCUUCUUUACUGUGGUCAGCCUUUCAGGACUGCACUGAUUACAACCACGAAGCACUUUAGCUUCACACAUCUAACCGUCCAAGAAUUCUUGGCUGCUCGUUGGUUUGUUAAGGAAAAUUGUGUUCCAGACGAAGAAUGCUCUAAAAUGGUUUUCCAAUUUUUUGCUGGCGUGUUAUCAAGUGAGGGAAACGAAGAACUGAUGAAAAAACUAUUAGAUUCACCCUUUAUGCAUCGUAAUCUUAAAAUGACGUGUCUGAAUGAGUAUCAAAACAAAGAAUUUGCCAAAAAAUUCAUCAGGAAUAAUCCGCAAGCGUUUUGUAAUUCAGAUGGCGUCAUGGCUUUUAUGGGUUUAUCAGAUAUGGACUGCAUUGGAGUAUCAUUUGUGUUGGACAUUAUGAGUGAACUAAAUAAAGAGGAAGCUGGAGGGGCACAACACAAAUGUUCUGAUAAGUUCGUCACAGUUCAGAAGUUACAACUUAGAGAAUCACAGCUAACACUGUCUGGAAUACAACGAGUCUGUAAUUCACUAAACAAUGAACACUGUCUUGUGUCUGAACUGGAAUUAUUCGAGAUUUACUCUACUGAUGAAUGUGUUGAUGUUAUUAAUAGAUUAGUAGUAAGGAAGUUAACCAAAUUAAGUCUAGUGAUCACUAAGAUCACUGAUACCGGUGUGGCCAGUCUAUGUGAAGCUUUACAGCAUCCAAGCUGUAAGCUAACCACACUAAAUCUGCAGGGCAGUUCUAUCACUGAUACCAGUGUUGCCAGUCUAUGUGAAGCUUUAGAGCAUCCAAACUGUAAGCUAACCACACUAAUUCUACAGGAAUAUAACAUUGCUGAUACCGGUGUCGCCAGUGUAUGUGAAGCUUUACAGCAUCCAAGCGGCAAGCUAACCACACUAAAUCUGGGGUGUAGUUCUAUCACUGAUACCAGUUUUGCCAGUCUAUGUGAAGCUUUACAGCAUCCAAGCGGCAAGCUAACCACACUAAAUCUGGGGUGUAGUUCUAUCACUGAUACCAGUUUUGCCAGUCUAUGUGAAGCUUUACAGCAUCCAAGCUGUAAGCUAACCACACUAAAUCUGACUUCGUCUCUUAGUUCUGAAUAUUGCGAAAUUCUUAAAGCUAUAACUCAGAGACACCGACCAGCUUUAAAUCUGUCUUUUGAGGGUAUUCUAAAUCUUAUAUAG
Pocillopora verrucosa is the source of this 3273-nucleotide messenger RNA. The record is from RefSeq and is a predicted model, not a curated record. NCBI's taxonomy places the organism in Eukaryota, Metazoa, Cnidaria, Anthozoa, Scleractinia, Pocilloporidae.